Messenger RNA from Penicillium angulare, 1359 nucleotides. RefSeq lists its product as uncharacterized. Bases 1 to 1359 code for a protein of 452 amino acids. Gene Ontology annotation, molecular function: DNA binding. Gene Ontology annotation, cellular component: nucleus. The transcript has 2 exons. The record is from RefSeq and is a predicted model, not a curated record. NCBI's taxonomy places the organism in Eukaryota, Fungi, Ascomycota, Eurotiomycetes, Eurotiales, Aspergillaceae.
AUGCCACCAAUUCGCACCCAAAAUAGUCAAAAAUUGACAGAACAAGAGGGACGGAUAUUACUAGCUAUUCAGGCUAUUAAGAAACAAGAACAGCUCUCUAUUAGUGCAGCAGCACGCUAUUUCAACGUGCCUCGUACAACCCUCCGCGAUCGACUACACGGCCACCAAAACCGACGCGAAACACGUGCAAACGGUCAUAAAUUGACUGAAAUUGAGGAAGAAUCGCUUCAAAAAUGGAUACUUUCUAUGGAUAAUCGUGGAGCAGCCCCUCGGCCUACUACUGUACGAGAAAUGGCAAAUCUACUACUAUCCGCACGUGGAUCGACCCCAGUUCAAACAGUUGGCGAAAAUUGGGUCAAUAAAUACGUGAAAAGACACCCACAGCUUUCAACCCGAUUCUCUAGACGCUAUAAUUACGAGCGUGCGAAAUGCGAAGAUACAAAGAUUAUUCAAGAAUGGUUUGAUCUUGUUCAAAAAUCAAUCCUUGAAAAUGGUAUUGACCCGGACGAUAUCUAUAACUUCGAUGAGACUGGUUUUGCAAUGGGCUUAAUCGCAACUGCAAGGAUUAUAACAAGAGCCGAAUACUACGGUCGGAGAGCACUUUUACAACCUGGAAAUCGCCAGUGGGUAACUGCAAUUGAGUGUAUAGGUGCGUCGGGGUGGGCACUUCCUCCGUGUAUUGUUUUUAAGGGCAAAGUCUAUAUUAAAGGUUGGGGUGAUAGUCUUCCAAGGGAUUGGCGACUUGAAGUUAGUCCAAAUGGAUGGACCUCUGAUGAAAUUGGACUUCGCUGGCUUGAAAAAGUCUUUAUUCCUUUAACUUUUCCUCGUACAAAGGGGAAAUAUCGACUUUUAAUCCUUGAUGGUCACGGAAGUCAUUUAACUCCAAAGUUUGAUAAACUUUGUAGUGAAAAUGAUAUAAUUCCAAUUUGUAUGCCAGCACAUUCCUCGCACCUUUUACAGCCUCUUGAUGUUGGAUGUUUUGCGGUUUUAAAACGUUCGUACGGUCGACUUAUCGAGAAUCAAAUGCGGAUUGGGAUCAAUCAUAUCGAUAAAUUUGAUUUCCUCGAAGUUUACCCUUCUGCCCGAGACGAAGUAUUCAAAUUGGAGACAAUCAAAAAUAGCUUCGCAGCAGCUGGUUUAGUCCCAUUCAACCCUGAUCGAGUUAUUUCAAAGCUUGAUAUUCAACUUCGAACACCUACUCCCCCCUCAAGCCGGGGUAAGCCCACCAAGUCCGCUAAAUUCUAUGCUCAACCAGAUUUUAAAAGCUUGCCAAAUCAAUAUGCAAUCAAAUGCUUUUCUCGAGAAAGAAAUAAGCGAUUUACGCGCUGGAAUGGAGAAGAAGAAGCAAAAAAGGACUAG